AUGGAUGUCUCCAAUGUUGCUGCUUCCAUGCCGGCCUAUCAAGUCUCCAUCCUAGAUAUCUUCUUUCCUGGCCUUACCGGCAUCUUGGCCGUGGCAAAUGGACUAUCAACGGGACAACUGAACAGCUAUGCACGUCUGCUUUUUGUUGGUGGUUUCUGCAUCUUCCUUGCCAGAUACUUUUACGGGUAUAUCAACGACUUGGUGGAUCGCCACUUCAUGUCCACAAUCCACGUAUCGUACUAUAAUGAAGCCUUCGACAUGCUCAUUAAUUGGAUAUCUGAACAACAUUUCGCCCAAAAUACACGAACGUCUUUGGCCAGUGUUGGUGCAAAGCACCGACGAGGAUUUUUCGACAACGCUAACGGAGACAAGAAGUCGUUGUCAUUCACACCGUGGAAUACAUCGAUUAGCUUCAUAUACAAAAAUCACCUCAUCAAGUUCAGCCGUACUCAAAAAGAUGGCCGUUCUAGUGAAGAAGAGAUUGUUGUCUCUUGUGUUGGUCGAUCUCCAACGAUCUUGAAAGAACUCUUUCAGGAGUGUCGAGCCGAAUACCUCAAGAAAAUCGAAAAAAAGACUACCGUGUUCGACCAUCAAGGGGGAGAAUGGAGAAAAACCAAGUCGAGAGAAAUCCGGCCACUGUCCACUAUCCUCAUGGACGAGGAAGAAAAACAAAUGCUGGUGAACGAUGUAGACAACUUUUUGGAUCCAAGAACCCGGGGCUGGUAUGCGCGGCGGGGCAUCCCCUAUCGCAGGGGAUUUCUUCUGUACGGGCCUCCCGGGACUGGGAAAUCCAGCUUAAGUUUGUCCAUUGCGGGACGGUUCGACCUGGACAUAUAUGUUCUCAAUCUUUCUGCUGUUGAUGACAGUAAGCUGAGCAGUUUGUUCUCCGAGCUCCCGUCUCAUUGCGUUGUGCUCCUGGAAGAUGUUGACGCAGCCGGUACAACACGAGCUGAAAAAACCACCGAAAAAACUACAGAUCAGAGUGUCGCCAAGCUCCAGGGGCUGACUCUCUCCGGUUUGCUAAACGCAAUAGAUGGCGUCUCUUCGCAGGAAGGCCGGGUAUUGAUAAUGACUACUAAUCAUAUUGAGCACUUGGAUGCGGCGCUGAUCCGACCUGGGCGUGUGGACAGGAAGAUUUUUUUCCGACUUACUAAUAAGGACAUGAACGCUCGGCUCUUCUGCACCAUUUUCAAACAAUCAGCGGAAGACCAACACAUACCAAAAGAAGACAUCGGCGAAGAAAAUGUCGAACGACUUGCAAUUGAGUUUGCUGGAAAGGUACCAGAAAAUGUGUUCAGUCCAGCUGAAGUCCUUUCGUUUUUACUGGAGAAUAAGCGAUCUCCAGUCAAUGCUGUUGCUAAUGUGGAGAAAUGGGCAAAGAGUGGUCAGGCUAGAGGUAAAGACCUGAGAAGAGAAUUGUCGUGGAUAAGCGAUUCGUCUUAG
Talaromyces rugulosus is the source of this 1443-nucleotide messenger RNA. RefSeq lists its product as uncharacterized. Gene Ontology annotation, biological process: mitochondrial respiratory chain complex III assembly; protein insertion into mitochondrial inner membrane from matrix. The record is from RefSeq and is a predicted model, not a curated record. Gene Ontology annotation, cellular component: mitochondrial inner membrane. Gene Ontology annotation, molecular function: ATP binding; ATP hydrolysis activity. NCBI's taxonomy places the organism in Eukaryota, Fungi, Ascomycota, Eurotiomycetes, Eurotiales, Trichocomaceae. Bases 1 to 1443 code for a protein of 480 amino acids. The transcript is spliced from 2 exons.